Penicillium odoratum is the source of this 645-nucleotide messenger RNA. RefSeq names its product DUF202 domain-containing protein. The record is from RefSeq and is a predicted model, not a curated record. NCBI's taxonomy places the organism in Eukaryota, Fungi, Ascomycota, Eurotiomycetes, Eurotiales, Aspergillaceae. The transcript is spliced from 2 exons. Bases 1 to 645 code for a protein of 214 amino acids.
AUGACUGACCCGAGUGCUGCGUUGCCAGCCCUGGAGCAACCUGUCAGUGCUGUCGUGAGGGAGUCCCGACCGCCAUCUCCGCACGAGCAGGAAGAUCGCGAAGCUCUCGAGCUCCAGGAGAUCCAAACAGGCGAGGAUGACGAGCUGGAAUAUUCUUCACCCUCUGCUUCAUCCGGAGAUGAGUAUCGGGUCACCACCCGGCGAACAGUGUCUCGCGCCACGAAUCCAUCCUCGCGCCACCAUCGGACUGGGCUUUGGAGCCGCAUCUGUCGAUUUUGGACACACCAUGUCACUCUGACGGUACCACAUAAAAAUAACCGGGACCAUUAUGCAUUGGAGAGAACAUUCCUCGCAUACAUCCGCACCUCGGUGGUUAUUGCAAUGCAAGGGGUAGUGAUCGCGCAGCUGUUCCGCCUUCAACGGUCCUCAUCAAGCGAAGACCGCUUGAAGUUCUACCAGGUCGGCAUUCCGCUCGCUGUCGCUUGCCACUCUGUGGCUGUUAUCGUCGCCCUGAUCGGAGCCUAUCGGUUCUGGAGACAACAAACCGCCAUUUCUAAAGGAAAAGUUCAUGCCGGAGGCUGGGAGCUCAAUUCGGUCGGCAUUUUGCUCUUUGCGGUAUGUUACACCUACCCCAAAAUCCGUUGA